AGCGACGCCUAGUGGUCGGUUUCGAAAGUAGUUGGUUUCAUGUGGUUGAUUUGUUUUGAUAAAUCAGUGUUUAUGCAAGAGUUUUAUUAAAAUUGUUUAAGCAGAAGUGGCUUAAAAUGUCGAUUACUGGUUUUUUCAACAAGCAAAUCCUGUCUGGAAUUCUGAGAUGUCAGCAUAACCAACAAAUAGCUACGCUUAAGCACUUUGCACCUCCCAUUGAUUAUUCAAAUGUUGAAAUGCCUGAUCGGCCGAAGCUACGUUUCGUGGAUAAAGUUCCGAUUCUACCGGCCAACUUGAGGGCCCCAAAAAUGCAAAAGAAACUUAAAUUUAUGCGAGGACCGGAAUUGGUUCACCAUGAGUUUCUACACAAACAGUAUGGCAUCGUGGCCACCGGAGGAGGACGUUUACGGUGGGGUCACUUCGAAAUGAUGCGUCUCGGCAUCGGUCGAAAGAUGGAUAUCAGCCGGAUGUUUGCCAUCUGGCGAGUGGAAGCUCCCUGGCAACCGAUUACCAAAAAGGGUCAGGGUCAGCGAAUGGGAGGUGGCAAAGGCGCUAUCGAUCAUUACGUGACCCCGGUGAAAAGUGGUCGGGUUAUCCUGGAGAUGGCCGGCAAGUGCGAAUUUGCCGAGGUCAAACCGAUUCUGGAAACGGUGUGCCACAAACUGCCCUUUAAGGCAAUGGUUGUUUCGCAUGAAAUGCUCCAGGAAAUGAAGGCCGAAAGUGAACGAUUGCAGAGGGAGAAUCUGAACCCGUACGACUUCAAAUACAUCAUCCAGAACAAUUUGGGCGGGUGUCAUCGAUGGCUGUCACCGGUUGACCACAAGUGGUUUGGAAAAUAUCAUUAAAGAGAGAAUAAAUUAGUUCGAUAUUACA
Messenger RNA from Uranotaenia lowii, 873 nucleotides. It is a transcript of the gene mRpL16, whose product is annotated as 39S ribosomal protein L16, mitochondrial. Gene Ontology annotation, cellular component: mitochondrial large ribosomal subunit; ribosome. Gene Ontology annotation, biological process: mitochondrial translation. Lineage: Eukaryota; Metazoa; Arthropoda; Insecta; Diptera; Culicidae. Gene Ontology annotation, molecular function: rRNA binding; structural constituent of ribosome. Bases 117 to 845 code for a protein of 242 amino acids. The record is from RefSeq and is a predicted model, not a curated record. The transcript has 3 exons.